AUGCUAAAAGCAGUUACGACUGAAGAUCCACAGCUAAAUGAGCUACAGUUUCCAAGGCUUAAGCUCCAUUUCCACGUCCACUUGAAAGGACUCCAGGUUUCGGCAGCGUUUUUCAACGUCCUCCUAUUGGUGAGCACUGCCACCAAGUGGUCGAUUUAUUAUGUGCACUUUGACCGUCUUUUCAUUUUACUCCUGCCUUUCAGUGUGUCGGCCUUGUCUGCAUAACCAUCAGUAUCUCCGUUACCCUGCUGGCAAAUUAUGUAGUGAGGGCAUUCCCCUUUAAUUUGGCCACAGCGUCGAUCCUGCUCCUCCUUCUUGGGGUUUUCACUUCCGUGGUCAGUCUUUUCACCCCGGCUGAGCUGCGGAAGAGAAGAGACAGGGCGGUGGGCAAGGUAGGAACACGAUCAUUACGUAUCCCCUCAAAAAACGUUCUAUUCUAGUACACUGUGGCGGUGGUGGUUAUUCUGUUCUUCCUGUGUGGCAUAAUUGUCGGUCUCUUUCAGGGAGCCCAGCGAGUCAGUAAAUGAAAAAUGUUUGAAGUAACUUUAAAAACUUUAGAUGCAAAUGUUGGCUGAAGUCAGAAUUCACCGGAUUUAUGACGAGAAAAACCAUUCAGUCUAUGCACGAACGUCUGUAUUUUUGACAGAAAAUCAGGUGAGUGCCUGAAAUCUUCCAAAGCAAACCUGCUAUAUGUGUCCUUAAGUUACAUUGUUGUGGCCGCGACAGAUCGGACUUCUAUCCAACCGACAAUUUACCAAUCAGUUGUUGUGCGGAUCUCACUACUAAAUGUACUGCUGACAAGGCUUUUAAACUGGUAAAUCUGUGAUAUUAUGUAUUUUUACUAUCUACUCCUUGCCAUUUAUCCAUGAAAACUUUCGUAAAAAGCAAACAGUUAAACGAUCCACCACUGGAAACAUUUCAUUACUCAAAUCUAAUUCGAGCUACGAAGAUACUACUUCGGCUGGACAAAUUCAAACUAAGGAACUAACACGCUAGACACAGACAGUUGUUUCACUGUUAUUACUGAUCAUAAGUACGCCAUAUGAGGCACGAGGUAUAAAAACUUGCCAGGUACGCGCGUAACCCCCACUUGUUGUGUUUGGGAUCUUGCUGGAUUAGACAGACAGAAUGGGAUUGGGCAAGACUCUAACCACAAUAAGUGAGAGUAACAUUCCUACUUGACAAAAUUCAGCCUCUGUUUGGCUUAGUUGGCAGGAAGUAAUCCUAUCCCUUGGCUCUUAGGGAUUUCCAAGAAUGUCUAUAAUUUUUUGAGACCAUUAAAGAUACUAAUUCUUCGUUCAAAAUUAGCUAACAUUCGUGCUCUGCGAAAUCAUAUUGUAUGAGAUCGAGCCAAGCCGAAGUCGAACUGAGCGUUAAAGCAACUGUUAUAUGGUGAAAAGUACUCGGUGACAAAGUUUUGCAUGGGUCUGUGCAGCGGUGUUUGCCUCCAAACGGACUACAGUACUGUUGGGCUAGACGCAACGCGGCCAUAUUAGUUUAUUUCAUGUGUUCUUCGAGUUGCUCGGAGUCUCCGUGAGUCUUUAAUUCUCGCCGUGAAUGUGCACGGCGCCAUACCGACGAGGGCUCACGCUGUCCUUCAUUGAACCCAGUUUCAUCCCUGGCCGGCCUGACUUGGGACAUAAGAGGAAAAGAAGAGGAGGUUAGGUGGCUUCGGUCUUCUGACAAUCGUGAAUUGGAAUGUUGACCCUGAGGAGAUAACUCGGUUCUACUAAGGCUUGCGAGUCCGGCUAUGGUAGCUUCUUCUUAUAGGACCUUUACGGCUCUCAGUUUCCUGAAGUCAAGGCUCCCACUUCCUCUAUAGUCUUUUUCGUGUAAACUUUAGGACCAGAUCGCGUGCCACGCGCAUAAACGGAUUAUUUGUCCUCGUAAGUCAUCUAAACGGGAGUAGGCGAUGUGCUGGCUUACUGCACCAAUAGAAAAUGUACAUUUAUGUUAGAAGUUUUUCCUCAGGUCAGUGACGGACCACGCCGGAUGCAAGUCCCCGGAUUUCGUAAUUAACUAAAUGGAUGACUUGAACAUGCGGGAAAGUAGGCGAAUAAAGUGAAAACAAACUGCAAAGUAUUAUAGACAUCCACCCACUUAGGAUAUCUUCCUAUGUUCGAAAGGAGAGCAGCCUGUCCGCGUUAGAAAAUAUAUUGACUAAACGGCAAAAUUUCCUUUUCAGCCUGAUAAUUAGAGCCCUUUACAACUUUCCGACAGCUUUCGUUACACUUAGGUCAAGGUGGUGGUCUGUAUUUCAAAAUAGACGCAUGUUUUUCAACCCCGCCAGCAGCCAAUUUUCUUCUUCAACAUCUGUUAUAUCGCUCAUCGGCAUCGCCUCUGUAUGUUUGAGCGCAGCCUACAAAACCAGUUUAGGUUAGCAGUGUACAAAUAAAUUAAACAACGGCACUAAUGGUCGAGAAUUUCUUGUGUUGGUAUUCUUCGUUGUAGCUUUACUGAUCGGGCUUCCAGAGGAAAACCUCCAAACCCUGAACAUUACACAAUUCUCUAUUUUCAUGGUUAAAAACAUCGAUUUUCAUAUAACCUCAGUCCAUAUAUCUUCAAAGUCACUUGGAAUGUGUGUUCAUGAAUCUAUCCUGAUUGUAGUAUGGAAUACAGAUGAUUCCGUUCUGAACUGCAGCUCUAGUUUCGGCACUUUGUCUGUAAUUAAUUCAAACAAUUUUCUACAUUUAGCAAAAAAUCACAGACUUUUUUUGCCUUUGACGUAAGCCAAUUGGCUGAUUUGAGUACAGAGUCAAACAUUAUGUUAGAAAUAAAAACCUGCCCUGCAUUUACUUGGCGAAGCAUCAGGCAUGACAAAUAAAUUUCUGAUCGGAAUUUAUGGAUACUGCUUCAAAGUGUGUAGGAUCAGACCAAUUUUGUCUUUCAUGUCCGAUAAAAGUCUCAGCAUAAAAUAUCAUGCUACGAAGGGUUUAUAAAUGAGAAACCGUUAUUUUAAAAGUAACAACAGCAACUAAUCACCAUUUCUGUUACGUUUGCCUUCCGCUGGUCAUGAAUGCAGCAGCCAAUUCCACUGGCUUCUCCUAGUAAUUUUAUUAGCAACUGCUUCAAAGUUAAUCAGUGAUAUUUGGUGAAACCCAACGAUGUAGCGACUUACCCUAGCUUAUAAACGCAGUAAUAAGAUUUGGUAAUUGAUUUGCUUAAGAGACGACUGGAGGCUAUCUUUCACGUCGAAUACCUGUAACGGUGAGUUUUUUAAGGCAGCUCAUUUCGAGGACUGACUGUUUUGCAUUCAUGGUCAGUCGCACUAAUUGCCUUUAAGGUUAGGUCUUGCGGCCCCAGAAAAUCGGUGAAACGCGUGCUCGUAUUGGGAGUGAGCUGAGACGAACAUCCGUUUAAAACUCACUCUAAUGCUAAAUUCGUCGGUGGAAACCUACAGCUUUCCACUGACUUUAAUAACAUUCAAGUAGUAUGUUCCAAUAAAACUUAAAGACGGACUCGAACAGCUGUGUUGUCACACUGAAACCUGGAGUUAUCCCGAAAAUCAAGUAGGGCACGCCAGGCGAUCCUCAGUGGAACCGAAUUCCCAGUGGUUUCCACUACAGCUACCAGUUUAAAAGGCGCUCCCUAUUGCUAAUUCUUGUGUUCUGAGCAUGUGCAUGGACUCUAGAGAUAUAUUUGCGGAUGCGAACACACGCUCUUCUCCGAAGUUUCUAGUAUUUGCGUUAAACGCUUGUAUGGACUGAAGAAGUCUUCUUUCACGGAAUUAAUGUUAAGGCAGCCCAUCAUUUUGGAAGAAACUAUAUAAUUGGGAUUGACAUCAUUACUUCAUCGUUUGAUGGGUAACCUUUUCAUUACAUGCGCCGACCCCAUGUGGCCGAAAUCCCAGGGUAGAUGGCCCCUUCGACAGUUAAGUGGCUGAAGACUAGCCUGGGCAGUCUACUUCAACGUCUCUUAGGGCUUCCUGUUUCGUCAGAUUUUGCGGUGACUUAAAUUAAAGAGACUUUAAAACCGCAAAAAUACUAACAGAGCCUUUUAUGAGGAUGAAGUACAGUAACUGCAAUAGGUGUCAGGUCAAUAAACUACAGAUAUUCUGGCAAAUAAGUAGACCUGCUCUCUCAACAACAGCGACAUGUACCCAAUUUUCACUUUAUGACACUGUAUCCGGUUCAUAUUGCUAUUGAUUGAUAAGGCGGAAUUAAUAAACAGCUUAGCGAUUAAGCAGCCAGAGAAUAAAACGUGCUGCUACUGCCUUCCCUUAAGACAUGUAACAGUGUGAACCAAAAUGCUACCUGCGUCAGCUAACUGGCACACGUACAGUGAAAACUAGUGUUCAACAUAAAAGGAAUGCAAACAACGACGGGAAGGUUGGAGCAAGCAUUUUCGGAUUUGCUGUUGUCAUCAGCCAGCCAUGUUCAACUGCGGUCCAAGAGAAGUAUAGUUUUAAUCCAGACCAAAUGGUCCUCACUCAUAUGAGCCAAUUGAGGCGCUCACUCACGACUCGUAGGUCUUGAUCUAGAAUACUCAAUUUUACGUAGAGUUUGUACCUGUCCGCUUGAGGGGAGGAACACGCCGGUUCCGUCCCGUCGGGAAGCUCCAGUUUAGGUUUCUGACAGGCGGUUACCUGGCGCCAGACAACUUAAUGUAGAAGGAGUACUAACAAAGUGAACGGAGUCUAAAACAGUUCUUUAUAGCUCAUGUGUCAUGGAUGCGCAGACAGUGGCCCGAAAGUUUGCGUUUUUCUCAUUUAAUUGCGGAAUCGAUUUUUUUCGAAUCCACUGAGUAUGGCCCUCAUACCUUAGGCUAUAAUAAAUGCACAAAAAUAUUAGUAUUUUCUGUAAAGUCCGUUUGGUAUCUGCCUUGAUCGGUGGUGAUCGAAGUUAAUCUGUUAUUUAUUCGCUAUUCUACAUACUGGCAAAGCUUCCAAUUUAUGCAAGGAUGUCUCAUAAACUUUCUCAAUCCUUGAAAACACUCAAUCUUCCGUACAUAGAUGUAAGUAGAAGAGGCUUACUGCCCAAAAAGCUUUUUUAAUUCUAGGUGUUUCUCGGGAAAGUGUUAAAACUCACGCACGGGCUCAUCAUAAAAUUGUAGGCCAAACUUUAAAUCGAAAUGCAAAAUGUGGUUUGGUCAGUGUGUGCACACCUCUGGUGAAAGACAGUAGGGGUCAAGUGGCAUAAUGUGUGUGUGAGAGGGGGCGGUUAUUAAGCUUACUUCGCCCUUGCUGGUGCCCGUCUACUGACGUCAAAAUAACUUAUUAUAACUAUAAAGGUCUAGUAAGGAAAAUGGUUCAGCAAUAAAAAUCUAAGGCUGCCAUUGUGGAAUACCUAAUGAGGCUCGAUAAAACCACUCAGCCGAAUGCUAGUUUUAAUAAAUGCGCUGGUUUCGGAUGAGUUCGACAGUAAAUCAGUAGAUUUGGGGCGCCACAUGACUUAUGAGAAGUAGAACUGUCAUGCGCCUCAUUUUUAAUGUUCUGUUGUUGAAUUCUUCUUCCCAUUCGCAAAAUUUCUUAUUCCAGGCAUGGUCUAAAACCUCCAUUUAUAGAGCUGCUUCUAGCGCGAACUAAAUUGUCGUUAAAUUAUUCUAGUUAUUGUCGGCAGAGGACUAUAGAUCAUCAAUCCCCACUGCAAGCCAUUACUCAUUCAAAUUUUCUGCGUUUGUUAAACUCUCUGUAGGCUAAACGAAAUGGCUAACACCAUUUUACGGUCUCACACACUCAUCUUCACUCGGCCCACAUGGUGUCUACUUUUUUGCUUUAGUUCGAGAGGAUUCACACGCAGCUAGUGCGCUAGCCUGUAACCUUUUCAUAGGGCUUUGCACAUGCGAACAUUAUCAUGUGGUAUUUGCUAACAGACCUUUGUUUUCUUAUUCAAGGGUUGUGUUGACUCAAUGAAGAAACUGAUUCAUGGACGGCUUAUUGGAUUCACGACCAUUUUACUUAUCUGCUUGUUCCCUCUUCUUGGCGCCAUUAUCAACGGUUUCGUGUUGUAUUUGUACCUCAGAAAAGUGAAGGCGGCAGCGGACGCUGAAUUUAGUAGUUAA
Molecule: messenger RNA, 6000 nt
Organism: Spirometra erinaceieuropaei
Lineage: Eukaryota; Metazoa; Platyhelminthes; Cestoda; Diphyllobothriidea; Diphyllobothriidae
Source: the annotation of a GenBank genome assembly